Molecule: messenger RNA, 845 nt
Organism: Haliotis rufescens (red abalone)
Lineage: Eukaryota; Metazoa; Mollusca; Gastropoda; Lepetellida; Haliotidae
Product: multiple epidermal growth factor-like domains protein 10
Exons: 3
Coding region: 10-708 (232 amino acids)
Source: RefSeq, a predicted model, not a curated record
UCUGCAAGUAUGGAUGGAUGUCGAUUAUUUCGUUACGUCGUUUUAUGGUCAGUGGUUGUUGGUAUACAGAAUCGACAAUGCCCAGGCGGUUUCUAUGGUAGCAGUUGCCAGCAUAAGUGUCCAAUGACUUGCAAAAACAAGCGAUGCACGCUUGACGAAGUUGGUCGUACUUAUUGUAUUGACGAAUGUGUGGAUGGAUAUAGAGGCACCUCAUGCAAAAUCCCCUGUCUGCGGAAUUGUCAGCUGUGUGAACGUGUCAACGGCCGUUGUACUAGCUGUAAGGAUACCUUUCAUGGUGCAAACUGUACUCUCACAUGUGAAGAGUUGUGCAAGGGAUUCCGGUGUGACACAGACAAGACAUGCUCUAAAACGACGUGUCUUGACGGGCGGUAUGGACAGAACUGCAGUGACAAGUGCUACCCCCGGUACCUGACAUGUGCCCGAUCUACUGGAGGCUGCACUGCCUGUAGAGAUGGUUACUAUGGGCAGUUCUGUGAGCUGGAUUGUCCUCGGUGCGGCUUUACAGACGGUAGUGUUGAUCAGACAUGUAAAGAUGGAUGCAACACGAUUUCAUGUUCAGAUAUCACAGGCGGCGACUGUGGAAGGAAUAUACCGCUGACUGUGUUUGUUCCUGUGGUUCUGCUGCUGGUCAUUGCAAUCGUUGUGAUACUGUGUCUGUGGUGGCGCAUACACAAGAAGAUCAUGUAAGUGGACUUGUUCACUCAACCUUAUCUACCAAAGUUCGGGACAUGGUUUUGAGUGCAAAGAGAUUGAAUUGAAAACGUGGUGAAUGCAUACAAUUUAAUCAGGCGAGUCGACCAUGCAGACAGUGUGGUGAACAAUGU